Molecule: messenger RNA, 1432 nt
Organism: Bicyclus anynana (squinting bush brown)
Lineage: Eukaryota; Metazoa; Arthropoda; Insecta; Lepidoptera; Nymphalidae
Exons: 9
Coding region: 180-1409 (409 amino acids)
Source: RefSeq, a predicted model, not a curated record
CCCCAUGUAAGUGUAAAGUCACAUAUGACACUUGCUGAUUGCAUGAGAAAAACAGAACAAAAAUAAAAAAAAUAACUAAAAUAACUAAAACAGCGUAAUUUCCUUAUUUCCGUCAGUCCCCGUACAACAUACGCAACCACCCAUGCUGCCUGGAGCCGAACGAGAACUUGACGUUAGCGAUGAUCAUAGACGCCUUCGAGAUCUAUGGUCACGACCCCACAGACAAAUUGGACAACCUGUGGCUCUACCAGCACGAGAUGCUGAAGGUCAAGACGGCGGAGGACCAAUAUAUGAUAAAUGAGCGUGUUCACGUAGCGACCGAUCACUUGGGACGGUUUGUCAAAUUACACAUACAGGAAUUAAAAGUUCUUCUAAUAACUCUGGACGAUGUUAUCGACAAUAUGCUAACUAUGUACGAAAAUCAUAACUCUAUCGCUGCUGAAAGGAAAGCUACUUACACCGGGGGACCAGUUCCUAUGGAGUUUUAUAUAAGCCAAGAAUUUUAUUGCGGUAAAAACGUUUACAUAUUUUUCUCCGAGCUGUACAGCGACAUCUACAACAUGGGGCGAGGCCUGGCGCCGUACUGCAAAGAUCGUUCCUUCAUAUUCCUAGGAUUCCUCCACUAUCACGACGAACAGAAGUAUUAUCUGAUAGACGAUCCUAGCAUAUCAUUCCCCACGGACAACUACCUGCAUGGACUGGAAUGCCACAUUGGUAUUUGUAUAUUCAGGUUUCCAUUCAAGAAGCUUCUACAAAGGGAGAGAGAUAUUAUCACUCUACCAAAGGCUAUCGUUAAGUGUGGUCUGAUUAUGUACAAACUUCCUCCACUCACUGCAGCAUCGUGCAUCAUUACUUCUGGAUCUUUCAUCUUGGACUUCAACAUACAGGGACUACGUUAUCGGCAUUAUGAUUAUUUAUUGACUACUCCAAACGGUAUUACCUAUUACACCAAGGAACCCCAUACGCCGUUAGUUUGUGACCACCAUGUUUGUGAAUGGAACUACACUAACCAUUAUGGCGGUCCAUUCCUGAUCCCUGGCGACCCUGGCACUGGCAUAGAUCCAGUGCCUCCAUAUAUAGAGCCAACACCAAAACCCGACGAUGAACCGGAAGAAAAUAUCACUGUACCUUAUAUCCUAGAAGGUUGUUUAUUCAUGUACCCGCCUAACUACGGAUCCAUAGCUGGCAAGAGUUACUUGGAUCCCGUGGAACUGCACGACGACAGGUUCACGUGCAGCGCAGCCGGAGGAAGCAAGGGGUUAUACUGGUAUCCACAAUGGAUGGGCGCCAUGCCACACCAUCCGUACUCAUCGAUACUGGAGGACAAAGGCACGUUCGAACCUCCCGGGGCUUUCUACCCACAUCAGAACUACGACAUUGGAGAAGAAGACGAUACCUUAGAUACCUAGCUUAUUACUAUUAAAACUAAUUU